UUGUGGAUAGACGAAAUCUUUUCUGAAGAAAAUAAUAUAAAGCUCGAAGAAGAAAUUAAAACCAAAAUCAUGAUGCAUCUUACAAACCUUAAGCAAGACUUGGAAAUAAGAUUCCCAGAUACGUCACACGGCGACCAAUGGAUAAUUAAUCCAUUCACUUGUGAUCUUAACACUGUGAAGAUGAACUUAAAAGAAAAGGAGCAGCUGAUCGAUUUAAUGUCCGAUGAAAGCCUUCGAUCUAUUUUCAAAACCACGGAUCUAUCCAAGUUCUGGAUAAUGAUGGAAAAGGAAUAUCCACUGUUAUUCAAAACAUCUCUGCUGAAAUUGCUGCCAUUCGCAUCUACAUACCUUUGCGAGACAGCUUUCUCCACAUUAACUGCUAUAAAAACAAAAUAUCGCUCCAGACUUAACGUAGAACCUGAUUUGAGGGUGUCUGUUUCUGAUAAUAUAUCACCAAGAAUUAAUAUACUGACUGCAAGUGUGCAAGCACAAGGUUCACAUUAG
This is a messenger RNA of Parnassius mnemosyne (clouded apollo), 504 nucleotides long. NCBI's taxonomy places the organism in Eukaryota, Metazoa, Arthropoda, Insecta, Lepidoptera, Papilionidae. The record is from the annotation of a GenBank genome assembly.